Eurytemora carolleeae is the source of this 1261-nucleotide messenger RNA. RefSeq names its product BAG family molecular chaperone regulator 2. Gene Ontology annotation, biological process: protein stabilization. NCBI's taxonomy places the organism in Eukaryota, Metazoa, Arthropoda, Copepoda, Calanoida, Temoridae. The record is from RefSeq and is a predicted model, not a curated record. The coding region runs from base 2 to 652 and encodes 216 amino acids. The transcript has 9 exons. Gene Ontology annotation, molecular function: protein-folding chaperone binding; adenyl-nucleotide exchange factor activity.
AAUGGGUGGAACUAAUGAGAAUACGCCUGCUGCUGAAGCUGGAGGUGUAGAAGUUACCAGUGUAGAGACUGCUCAGCUGGUUACUGAUUCUCUUGAACUUACAGUUUCUGUAACUCAAAUAUCAAACAUAUCCCCCUCCCCCCUGGAGAACAUAAGAGAGCUGCUGGAUGAGGUGGAGGAGCAGGUUGAGAAGGUUCGUGUAGAUGCCUGCCAGCUGCAGGAGGAGAAGGAGGAUAUACAGACAACCUUAGAGAUGCUCAUGGAUCCACAGAUACUGGGACAACUUAAGGAGAUAGAUAGGGAAGAGAUGGAAGCGGUUAUUAAUAGGUUGUCCCUUAGAUUGAACUCCGUCAAUGUAAACGUACAGACCCCCAGAUCUCACACGCAGCAGGAGAGCUUACAUCAGGUCAACUCAGCUAUUGACACUCUGAUUAUCCAAAUCCAGACAGACACUAUGCAGGCCAGCAUGAAGUGUAGGCAGUAUCUCUCUGCUGCAGGAACGGAUAUAUCUGCACCCUCCGAUGUCAGAUUUGAGGCUCACCUGCUAGGAUGUGCUGUAGAGGAUCAAAAGAACGUGAAAAAACGUUUGUUGGGUCUGUUCGAUCAUAUCAAGGCCAUUGCUAGUGAGUGUAUACAAGAAGAUGAUCAAUAAUAUUUGAUCAAUUAUCACACGCGCAGUCAAAGUUGAUGCUUGUUGAUAGAUCUAUUCUCUUUUUAUCAGCUACCUAUAUUUCCUGUUGAAAUAUUAUUUUUCUACACAUUAAUUCAUAUAUUAUAUAUUGAUGAAUUUCUGAUAUGAUGUUGCAAUCAAUCUACGCACUGUCACCUACCUUUCAAUCUAGUAUUUACAACUCUACUUCAUUAGACUUAUUUAAAGGAAAAUUGAAAUGGAUGUUUGUUUUAACAUUUAUUUUAAAUCUAUUAAUAAGUCUGGUGUCACAAUUUGCAGUCAGCUGGUAACAUCACAAUGAUCGUUAAUCAAAUAUCUGCAUACAUUUGUCUUGUGAUCUCAAAUUUUCCAGAGCUGAUAUUAUCAUGUAUUUGGAUUUUAUAAUUUUAUUUUUUAUUUUUUGUAAGAUGUUUGAGUGGUUUAGUCACAUCCGUCCAAAUUUAUUUGUUGCUCUGUUGUAAAUUUUUAAUGCAAACCCCGUCUCCUCGUUGUGGAGAACAGGUGUACUGUGAAUUUUUUGUACUAUUUGUCAUUUAAAUAAAUUUUUUUAUUCAUUUUUGUAAUAUGAAAUAACUUUCUUAUAUUUCAGAA